This is a messenger RNA of Lycium ferocissimum, 1233 nucleotides long. RefSeq names its product G-type lectin S-receptor-like serine/threonine-protein kinase LECRK2. The record is from RefSeq and is a predicted model, not a curated record. NCBI's taxonomy places the organism in Eukaryota, Viridiplantae, Streptophyta, Magnoliopsida, Solanales, Solanaceae. Bases 1 to 1233 code for a protein of 410 amino acids. The transcript has 2 exons.
AUGGCUUGCUCCACAACAUAUCCUAUGCUUUUUGUUCUUCUCAUCUUUCCCCUGCAUAUUUUAGCACAAACUAAGUUUACUAUACCAUUGGGCAGCUCUCUCACAGCAAAUCAAGAAACCACCCCUUGGCUUUCUCACUCUGGAGAUUUCGCAUUCGGAUUCAAGCAAAUUCAACCUCAAAACCAGUUCUUGCUUUGCAUAUACUAUGCCAAGAUAAAAGACACCACCAUAAUUUGGUAUGCAAAUGAUGGUUAUCCAGUUCCGCGAGGCUCUAUCGUGGAAUUAAAUCCACAAAAUGGACUAAUUCUCCGCGAUCCUCAGGGGAAAAUGAUUUGGAGCACUAGUCCGAUUAUAGCUAGUAAUGUUGCUUAUGCUGUCAUGAAUAAUACAGGAAACUUUGUUCUUGUUGGAAGUGAUUCUUCAGUUUUAUGGGAAAGUUUUCGAUAUCCAACUGAUACCCUUCUGCCUACUCAAAUACUAGAGAUUGACGACAAGCUGGUUUCUCGAAAAUCGGAGCCAACAAAUUUCGAUUAUGAUUCUGAGUAUUACAUUGGUCAUACUUCGAUCCUGAGACGAAGCCAAUUAAGUUAUCGAUUGAUAUUCGAUGAGUUAGGUUUAAACAUAUUAAAAAGAAACAAUCAAAGACUUUUAUUGACACCUCCCAAUGUCCCUUCAAUUUCAGAAAAUUAUCACAGGCUAAGUCUUGAUUUUGAUGGUGUUUUAACUCAUUACUAUCAUCCCAAGAGUACUACCUCUACGGGGAACGAAAGGUGGAGUACUCUUUGGUCUUUGCCUGAUAACAUAUGUCUAGCAAUUCUUGGAGAAACUGGAAGUGGAGUUUGUGGGUACAACAAUGUGUGCCAUCUAGGCGAAAAUCAAAGACCAUAUUGCGUGUGUCCAAAAGGGUAUUCGUUGACUGAUCCCAACAAUAAGUACGGGAACUGUAAACCAAAAUUUAUACCAAGUUGUGAUGAAUUUGGAAAGGGCAAUCCUGAAGAUUUGUAUGAUUUUGAUGUGGUGACGGACGUUGAUUGGCCAUUAUCAGAUUUCGAGAGGAUUUAUCCUUCGGCUGAAGAAGAAUGCAGGAAGGCGUGUUUAGAAGAUUGUUUUUGUGCAGUUGCUAUUUAUAGAAGCAAUAGUUGCUGGAAGAAGAAACUGCCAUUGUCAAAUGGGAGAGUAGAUACCACUUUGAAUGUAAAAGCUUUCCUUAAAAUAAGGAAAGUUUCAACAUAA